Messenger RNA from Leucoraja erinaceus (little skate), 10953 nucleotides. It is a transcript of the gene rnf150a, whose product is annotated as ring finger protein 150a. The transcript has 7 exons. Bases 591 to 1883 code for a protein of 430 amino acids. The record is from RefSeq and is a predicted model, not a curated record. Lineage: Eukaryota; Metazoa; Chordata; Chondrichthyes; Rajiformes; Rajidae.
GGGGUCGGCGCCGGUCUCCAGGGAGAUAGGAGGAGGAGGCGGCGGCCAUGAAGCUGCGGCCUGGACGCGCACAGUGAACGCCAUCCACCGGCGGUGGGCCGCUCUGGAGCGCUGCAGUCCGUGUGGGUGGGGGGGCUUUAAAAAAAAUAGUAAACAAACAAAUAAGACCAUUUUUCGCUGCUAGUCUUGUUGUUGGAGGAGGAAGAGGUGGAGAGGGGGAGGAAUAAGGUCCAACAACGCGCUAUUAACAUGGUCCUGCAACGCCAGCUCCACUGAGAGCCAGGAGGGGAGAGACGGGGAAAAGUGCAUCGCCACUUGCGCCUGUUUAUCUGCUGUAUCUCCGUGCAAGCGUUUAUUUUGAAGUCCAGGCAAAUAAAAAAAGAAUGCAUCUUGUUUAAAGCAACGAUUAACGUCUACCACUGCACGGCGAGCAGCAUCAUUCAGCAAGAAUACAAACACAGACGAUCUGAAAGGGGGUUUCCUCCUCUCACACACACACACCUCGUGUGUACAUAAAAGGAAAAAAAAGGUGAGAGAAGUCUGGGAAGAAGGUGUGCUGGAGACCAGCAAGAAGUCGGAUACUAUUAGUAAUGCCCAUGUCUCUGGUGCAAGCCUGCCGCAGUCUGGCUCUCUCAACAUGGCUGCUUUCUUUCUGCUUCGUGCAUUUGUUGUGCCUGGACUUCACGGUGGCGGAGAAGGAGGAAUGGUACACGGCUUUCGUCAACAUCACGUACGUGGAACCGGCCACCUCGGAGUGGAGGUCGGAGAAGAGCGAGUGCGGCCGCUACGGACAGCAUUCGCUCAAGCAGGACGCCAGGGGGUUGCUGGCUCUGCCCUCUCACCAUGACAAGCUGGCGUGUGACCCUCAGGCCAAGUUUCAGGUGCCCGCCGCUGCUGCCACCCGGGGCUGGAUCGCAGUCAUACCCAGGGGGAACUGCACUUACAAGGAGAAAAUCUGGCACGCUGUCAGGCAGAAUGCAUCCGCUGUGGUCAUUUACAACUUGGGGGCUAGCAACGUCAAUGAGACUAUCACGAUGCCUCAUGGAGGUACAGGAGAAAUUGUUGCCAUUAUGAUUCCUGAGUUAAAAGGACGCGAGAUUAUGAGCCUACUUGAAAGGAAUAUCACCAUUAUGAUGCACAUAACAAUUGGAACACGUAAUUUACAAAAAUAUGUUAGCCGUACCUCAGUUGUAUUUGUGUCGAUAUCAUUUAUUGUACUGAUGAUAAUUUCGCUGGCCUGGUUGGUCUUCUACUAUAUCCAGAGGUUCAGAUAUGCAAAUGCUCGAGACCGGAAUCAGCGUCGUCUUGGAGAUGCUGCUAAAAAAGCCAUUGGUAAACUUCAAAUUAGAACAAUCAAGAAAGGUGAUAAGGAAACAGAGUCAGACUUCGAUAAUUGUGCUGUUUGCAUUGAAGGCUAUAAGCCAAAUGACGUAGUGCGAAUUUUACCAUGCCGGCAUCUUUUCCAUAGGACAUGUGUGGAUCCAUGGCUGCUAGAUCACCGCACCUGUCCAAUGUGCAAAAUGAACAUUCUGAAAGCACUUGGAAUUCCGCCAAAUGCAGAUUGUGCAGACGAUGUAACAACUGAUUUUGAAGGAUCCAUAGGAGGGCCAGCAACUAAUCAGAUUACAGGCGCAAGUGACGUGACGGUCAAUGAGAGUUCGGUGGGGUUUGAGCCUCCUGCUCGAAAUGUUGGACUUUCACAGACAAUUCAAGACAAUGAAUCUCUUCAGCAAGUUGAUGAGAUUAAUGUUACUGCUAGCAACAAUGGUGAAGGACCAAUUGUGAGUAGUGAUUCGGACACCUCACUGAUUCUGGCUGUUGAAGUUGGACUUUCUGACAUAGAACUCUCUACUGACCAUGACUGUGAGGAAGUGAAAUCCUGAGAAGCAUUUAAUGAUGUGGUUCUGGCAAGGCCACAGAGUGACUGCAACAAAUAUCCAGUACAUUCAAACAAGAAUGAUUGUGAGAGCAAUAGCGACAAUCGUUUACUUCUCCUUAGACACUGUAUAGCAUUUGAUGUCUUCACAAAGAACCCACAAGCUUAUCACUUGCCUUAUUCCUACAUUUACAAGCUGGUAACAUGGUUCAGUGGCUGAGCUAAGAAGAAAUAACAGUUGUGGUUUUUUUUAUUUUGUAUUUUCAAUGAUGGUCAACAAUUUAUCUGUGUUUUACAUAUUAUUUUUGUGACUGACUCCUGCUUUUCCAGAGUUUGAUCCUAUGAGGAUUAAGGGUUCCUGAAAUCACUGCCUCAACACUAAAACAUUCAGUCGGUGCUUUUUAAGUUGUGAACUGAAUUUUAAACUUGGUUCCAAGUUCUGCAGUCUUGUGAAUGACUAGCUUUUUUGGUGGGCAACAUUAAGUAAAGUUUUUUUUUGCGCAAUGUUUAUGGGGGGAAAAAAGGAGCUUUGUAGAUGCAGAAAAAAAAAAGUUCAUUUGCCAUUUCUUAAUGUGUUUUUGGCCAUUAAAAGCUAAUAAUAUUGUACAGAGAUGUUGUCCAUAAGCAAUAUGUUCUGCUGGAGAUUGAGACGGGAUGAAUGUUCUACUAAGAGCCCACUUGCUUUUUAUGAAUUCAUAGUAGAUUGGGAUUUGUGAAUAUUUUUGUGUCUGGUUGACACUUGACAGUCCCCACAAGUCUGUGACAUUAUGGCCAUUAACAAAGUAGCUGAGUAAAUGGCCAAAUAGGUUAAACCACCAGCUUUGUUCCCAGAAUGGCUUUUAAGAGUUAGAAAUCAAAAUUAAUUUUAGUGUUACAGCAUACUUUACACCUACUGACCUCUGCCAAAAAACGAAUUUACAGAAUAUAUUGCUGUACUUCAAAAUAAUUUUCUAGUAUUUCAAGUACUUUGAAUUUGUUGCUUAUCAUCUAUCGUAAUAAUAGGUUUUUGUACAUUGAAAACAAGUGAAAAUGUAUUAAAAUUACAGAUCGUUAUACUGUCUGAAUAAAUGACUUUUCAAGUCAUGCAAUUCUAAAGCAUCCUUUUUGCAUAUGGAUAUUUCCUUUGCAGAAAAGAACCCAGUACUAUAAAGCAUAUUGAUAGUACAAGUUUAAAUGUUUUGCCCACAAGGAGAGAAAAUUCCCACAAAGGACGGAGGUGGUAUUUUUUUUUUUCAAACUACUGCUUUUGUUCCAUGUGUAGAUUAUUCACCAUGUAGACUUUAAUAUAUCACGCAAGAAAUAUAUAAUUGUAAUACUUCAGAGCAAAUUAAAAACCCUGUGCGUUCCAGUGGCCCCCAUAUAGUUAUCGUAUAUAGUUAUAUACCCCCAUAUAGUUAUGAGAGGAAUAGAUCGGGUAGAUGCACAGAAUCUCUUGCCCAAAGUAGGGGAAUCGAGGACCAGAGGAUAGGUUCAAGGUGAAGGGGAAAAGAUUUAAUAGGAAUCUGAGGGGUAACUUUUUCACACAAAGGGUUGUGGGUGUAAGGAACAAGUUGCCAGAGGAGGUAGUUGAGGCUGGGACUAUCCCAACGUUUAAGAAACAGUUAGACAGGUACAUGGAUAGGACAAGUUUGGAGGGAUAUGGACCAAACGCAGGUAGGUGGGACUAGUGUAGCUGGGACAUGUUGGCUGGUGUGGGCAAGUUGGGCCAAAGGGCCUGUUUCCACACUGUAUCACUCUAUGACUCUCUGACUCAAUAUAGUCUGCAGAGGUUGUAAUCACUCUAGUGAUCAAUCUUUUGACUUGGAUCAGUAUAAAUAUAGGCAAAGUCAAUGAUGUACUAAGUUGAAGACAUUCAAACGUUUAGAGACGUUAUUUGAUGCAGAAGAUUAUUUCCUUUGAGUAUAGAAUUUGAAUGAAUAAAGAGGACAUACAAGCAGAGCAGAUGAAGAGCCUACUGCUCCCUAGUUUGAACUUGAAUAAUUUAAAAAAUGUGAAUGUGGUAAUAAAUGAUGGAAAAUGAGUUGAAACAUAUUUGGUAAUAAGAUUUAUCUCAGGCUAACUUAAAGGGCUAAAGAAUUGAAAAGAUUUUUAUUCAAAGUUAAAAUUGCCCAUGAAAGAGAAAAAAAUCAGGCAUGCGUGAAAUUGAGAUUUCAGUCCUAAGUUGACAGAAUAAUCAAUCAGAAUGGCCAUUAUUAUCGCUUUGUCAGCUGUUCUUUUCAAUUCAUCCCAUGUACCAUGGGAUGCGACUGACUGCAGGAUAGAAAAUCAUUUGAGAUGAUCCUCUCUUGAAGAUAAUCAUGCUUUUUUUUUAUAAAGUCACAUGCUCUGCUGCGCAUUCUUGUUUCUUCUUCUGUCGAUAGCAAAUUUCUAUAUUGGUUCCCAUUUUUGAACAAGUUUGAAUUUCUUGAUUGUAGUUUGAUGCUAUAAGCAAUUUUGUUCUGCUGUGGCUAAAAUUUCAGGGAGAAAAUUUUCACCAGGUUGACUAUCGUUCAAAAUUUAACUACAAUUCUAUUUUAAGUUUACAAGCAUCAUCAUUUUACAUUGAUUUUUUAAUCAAAUUUUACUGUAGCGUUUGCACCAACCCUGUGACAAAAAAGUUUAGGUGUUAAUCGGCAGUGAUCAUUUUCCAGAUGGUAAAACAGGAAAUACUGAAAUACUAAACAUGUCACCUGCAGACAACAAAACAUUUAUGGUUUAGGUCAGAACGUUUCAAAUAGUUUGUUUUUAGAUUUAGAAAAGGAGAGGGUUGAAGGCAGCAAAAGGAUUAUUUGUAAUAGGAUGAAAAACAAGAGACAUUGGAAUUGCUUGCAGUGCUGCUGUCUGUGAGGGAAUAGUGGAGGCUCAGUAAUUGCAGAUGAACCAGUCUGAUGAAGUGUCGACCCGAAACAUCACCUAUUCCUGUUCUGCAGAGAUGCUGUCUGACCCGCUGACUUACUCCAACUUUUUGUGUCUAUCUUUAGGAUUGCAUUUUGCCCUUAUUUUUCAUUUUGGUGCUCUGUGUAAAGAGUUCUUGCAUCCAUAUCUGUCUAUCUAGCCAUGUGUAGGAAAGAACUGCAGAUGCUGGUUUCAAUCGAAAGUAGACACAAAAUGCCAGAGUAACUCAACAAGACAAGCAGCCCAGUCCUUCUCUCCAGAGAUGCUGCCUGCCCCGCUGAGUUACUGCAGCAUUUUGUGUCUAACUAUCUAACCAUAUGGCCAACAAAUUGUGUCAGGCUGAAGAAGGGUUUCAGCCCGAAACGUUACCUAUCUCCUUUGCUCCAUAGAUGCUGCCGCACCCGCUGAGUUUCUCCAGCAAUUUUGUCUACCUUCAAUUUUCCAGCAUCUGCAGUUCCUUUAUAACAAAUUAAUUGUGUCCCUCUUUUCACAGCCUUUCCACUCAGAUAUUUGGGAAGCAUUUUGGUGAUCACUGGGAUCAGCAUGACAGGGAUACUGAGACAAAGGUUUAUUGCAUUUGCAAAACUUGCUUUUUACAAGAAAUUCCGUGCUGCCAAAUAGCUUAAAAUUCCAGAUGGAUUUCCUUCUUCAACAUUAGAGCCUUUAAUUUUUUAUUUUGUUUGCAAUAUUUCAGUUAAAGAAUAAAGACCUUCUAGGGACUAGUUUAUAAUCAUGCUUUCGAAACAUUGGACUAAUUCAACAGGUCAGGCAUCAUCCCUGGGGAACAUAGAUAAAACCUAUCCAUGUUCUCCAGGGAUGCUGCCUGACUGGCUGAGUUACUCCAGCAUUGUGUCUGUCUAUAUAUAACAUUUCUACACUUAUCCUUUGAUGAGAAUCUUCUAUCUUUAUUAAAAAAAACACAAGGAAGGGUGGCACAGUGGUGUAACAGUAGAGUUGCUGCCUAUGUGCCCUGGAAACCCACAUUCCAUCCUGACUACGGGUGCUGUCUGUAUGGAGUUUGUACGUUCUCCCUGUGAAGGCGUGGGUUUCCUCUGGGUGCUCCGGUUUCCUACCACAUUCCAAAGCCCAGCAGGUUGGUAGAUUAAUUGGCUUUUGUAAAUUGUCCCUGGUGCGUAGGAUGUAAAACUGGAAUAACAUGGAACUAAUGUACAAAUGAUCGUGGUCGGUGCAGACUCAAUGGUCCCAAGGGCCUGUUUCUAUGCUGCAUCUCUAAACUAAACUGCAGAUGCUGGAAUCUGGAGCAAAGCACAAAGAGCUUGACUAACUCAGCAGGUUAGGCAGCAUCUGUGGAGGGAAUAGAUGACCAAUGUUUUUGAGUUGGGACCCUUCAGCCUGAUUGCAGUAGAGGGAGAAAGUUAGAAAAGAGGUGGCAAGUGAUAGGUAGAUACAGGUGAGGAGGUUUUGAUUGGCAGAUAGUUGGAGUAACUGACAAAAGCUAGCAAUGAAAAGGAGACAAAAGCUAGAGAGAGGGAUCCAAAUGGAAGGGGUCGACCCCAGUCUGAAGAAGGGUUUUGGCCUGAAACAUUGCCUUUUCCCUUCGCUCCAUAGAUGCUGCCGCACACACUGUGUUUCUCCAGCAAUUUUGUCUACCUUCUUUAUUACUUUCUCCAGCUGUCUGCCAAUCAAACCCCUCUCAUCUGUAUCCACCUAUCAUUCACAAGGCUUUGUCCUGCCCCCACCUCUUUUUUUUUUGCUGUCUCCCCCCCCACUGCAAUCAGUCUAAAGAAAGAUUCCGACCCAAAGCAUCGCCUUUCCAUUCCAUUGACAGAUACUGCCUGACCUGCUGAGUUACACCAGCACUUAGUGUUUUCCUUCUAUCUUUCAUACAUCCUUGAUCAUAAAGUAACGUCGUACAUUUAUUCAUUCAUGCCACAAACUCUUUAUUUCUACGAGAGACAGGCUCAAGAGAGGGCAGUUAAUAGUAGUAUUUUGAAAACUUUUGAAUUACUCCAUUAAGCAGCUUUGUUCAGUCAACUAAAAUGGCAAAUUGUUUUUGCUUAUGUAAAGUAUGUUCCCUUUCAAAAAUAGACACUUUCAUUCAUCUUGAAGUUAUUGUGGUGAAAAGAAAACAUAAUUAUGUUCUGGUGGAAUAGACAUAUUAUAUAUAUAUAUAUAUAUUGUAUAUAUUAUAUAUUACUUAUCAUUUAAUGAUGUAUACUGCAUUUAACAUGGUAAAAACAACAGUGACAGCAUUUCUAAAUUAAGGGAAUGUGGACAAUCAUUAUAUUUAUUGGGUGUAGCUCAAGUCACCGUAACAAUUGAAAUUUAUUUUGAAAUCGCUCAAUCAAGUUAAUUUCAAGAUUUUUUUCGAGACAGUACUUAAGGUAAGCACGAGUUUUACCAGAAAAAUCAUGUUCCUUUUUGAUAUACAAAUACAGUGCAGUUCAAAUGAAAAUAUUCAACCACAGUGCCAUAAGCGUAAUAACUUUUGAACAAACUGCAUAAUCAUACUUAAAUUGUUAUGUUAUCUCCCUUAGAAAAACUACUCUGUAACGUGGCAUGGAGGCCCAGAGUGCUGCUUUGCACCUAAUCUUAGCAGAAAUCUAGGAUAUUCUGAGACAGACUCCAGGUGGGUAUGUAAUGGGUUUUUGACAGGAGAGUUGGGGCUAUAUGCUGGGUAGAAAUUAGGUCACAGUUCAGAAGGAAAGAAGUUGAGUAUAAAAAUACCACUAUUUUCUUGUGACACACUCUUGGUUUUAUCGUGAAUGCCCAAAGUAAUAUAUUUGAUCUUUGAAGGAAUGCUUGAAGAUCGUGGCUUACCAUAAACUACAGCUUAUUGUAUUCUGGACAUACUUUGCUUUACAUGGGUAAAGGUUCUAACCGUGGCAUAACUUGGGAGAAAAUGUAAUAUGUUGGGCUGAUUUCUGGAAUGUAACUCCAUUAAAUGGUGUAGCUAUUCUGUUGUAUUGAUUUUGAAUUCAUAGUUUGCAUGUUAUGUCCAAAACAGUUCAGUUUAGAUUAUAUUUUAGGUGCAUUUACAGCAUAUUUUCUUUGAAUGUAAAAGAAAUAUCUGUACAUUAUAACUAAUUGGUAGCGGUCUCAAUUAUUAGCACUUUACUGGUGUGUCUUUGUAUAGAAAAGUAAAUGUAAUCCAUUACUUUUUGAAUUUCGUUAAAUAGAUUAACUUCAAAUAUUCUAUUUGAAUAAAUGUGAUUAACAUUUUAUCUGCCAUUUAAAGCAAUGCCCUUUUAAACAAGGUAGACAAUAAUGCUGGAGAAACUCAGCGGGUGAGGCAGCGAAGGAAAUAGGCAACGUUUCAGGCUGAAACCCUUCUUCAGAACUUUUAAGUAACAUUUAUUUCCUCAGAAACACACAAAAUGUCACUUUAAUGGUUUAUUAUUUACGUUAUGAAAAUAUGAGAUCUUCGUUGACCAAAGAAGUUAAAAGCUUUGGCUUAAUAACAUUAAUGAUGCCAAGAUAUACAAUUUAUGUAACCCUGAGUUUAAAGAUUUCUCUGUCUGAAAAAAUACUUUAGCAUAUCCACAAGAUAGUGUGGAUGUUAGAACUGUGGCAAAAACACAGAAAAUACUGGCAUUAUUCCAGUCAACCAGGAACAGCCAAGAAUGCAAAUAUAAAGAUCAAUGAUUUUUCAUCUGAACUUGAAAAAGUUUUGUCCUUUCAUCUUUCUGAAAUACUGUACAAUCAUCAACCAUCUUAUUUAUCCUUUCACAAAAAGCAAAUUGCUGAAUGAACUCAGCAGGUCAGGCAGCAUCUGUGAAGGAAAUGGACAGAUGGCAUUUCAGGUUAGAAUCCUCCUUCAGAAAUCUGAAACAUCGCCUGUCCAUUCGCUCCAAAGAUGCUGCCGAUCUGCUGAGUUCCUCCAGCACUUUUCUUUUGCUCAUGAUUCCAGUAUCUGUAGUUUUUUGAAUCUCCAUACUUGUCCUUUCUCCUGCUUCGGUCUUUAAUUCUUUAGUUAUUUUUAUCUCCUUGCCAUUCUAAUGAAAGCUCACCAUGUCUCUGAUUGUCCUUUGCUGUCUGAGUUUCUGGGUGUUUACAGCAUCUUCAUCAUGUUGUUCAUUCAGAUACAUCAUUUAUACAGGGACCAUGAAAACUGCUCAUUAAUCAGUCUCUACUGUAGUAAGUUUAAUGCUUCAAAACUACAAUACAGAUUAUUCGGUUUAGCGUAUCAACUAAUGUUAUCAAUGUAAGAACCAAAGAUUUAAGAGCAUAUCCUUGAAUAUCGAUAUUACUACUAAAUGCCUCAAUAUGUGACUGUUGUGUAAUGAGUGAACUGUGGAGAAACCUGUCACUUCCCCAUUACCCCCACUCUAAACAAGAUCUCAAAUUAAUGUUCAGUUUAUGGCUACAAAUAAUCACUGGCCUUUUUAAAAUACCAUAACACUAUAUAAUACAUGGGUGAAUUUCAACUAUUGUCAUUAAAAAUGAAUGGUCAAAAAAGCUUAUUUUCUGAAAGGCUAAAAUGCACUAAGAUCAAGUCAGGCUGUGGUGUUUGUGUGGCUAAAUCAGAUCAGUCACCUGGUUAGAAAUGUUUCUUCUAAGGUAAAUAUACAGUGUUUAAAGACAUGGAAUUCAAUGAAACAGAAUUCAAAGCACAGGUUUCAGUACAUCUUGUGCUUAGUGUGUACAAUAGGUGAUGAAGUUGUAUUCCUUUUUCUCCAAACUGUUGGACUGUUGCCAAAUAAUAGCUAAUAGUUAACAUCAGCCUCAGCCCUGCUGAGUUGUUGUUUCAUUACAUUUCUAUGUUGUAUGAAAUCUUUCACUGGAAUUCCUUACAAGUGGAAUGGAUACAUUUGUAAUGUGUCAUCAUUGUCAGUACUAAAAGCAUCGUUUACACACACAGCAUAUUUUGCUGUCUGAUAGAAGCAUUUAUGUGUAGGUAUAGAUGACACAUUUAACUUGCUAUUUAUUUCUUAAAUAGUAAUCCAAUUGUGAUACAGAGGUUAGCAUUAUGUCCUAUUACAGUGCUGAUCAAACAAUUAUUUGCAGAACAGUGCACAAAAUCAUGAAUGUUGCCAGAAUUAACCACAGAAGCUCAUAGCAAAGAUGCACAGUGCUUCUCCACAAUUGUCUACAAGUGUAGAGAUUUUUAAAGAAAAUCCAUAUUUCUUUAUCAUCAACCCAAUCGAGCGCCUAAUUUAAAAAUGCUUCAACAGGAAUAGGAAGAAAAUGUAAACGGAUAAAAUUGAAACUGAGGGAUUAUCAUUCUGUUUCAGUGAAAAAGUAGUUGAACUGUACUCAACACAUCUUUUCAGCCAGCCAACUAAAGUGAUUUUCAAGUAGAGUCAGGUUGCUAUUCAGUGCCAGGUUGCUGCUAUAAGAGGUGUUAACAUACCAACGUGAGGACAUGUGAUGUAUAAGAGAGUUGUUUGGCACACAGUUCUUAACCAUCAGGCAAGACUGCAGAUGUUGGAAUCAUAAUCAAAAAUAAACUUGCUGUUGAAACUCAGUGGUGUUGGGUAGCAUUUAUGGAGAGGAAUGAACAGAUUACAUGUCGGAUUGGGAUCCUUCCGCCUGAAGGAAAUCCCGGCUUGUAAUGUUGUUUGUCUAUUUCCCUCCACAGAUGCUACCUGAUCUGCUGAGUUCCUCCAGCACGUUUGUCUUUGCUUUUACCCACCAGGAGAUGGCACUAUGCAUCAGAUUUCCUUCACAUGUUAUUUGUGACCACGCAUCUCAACUGUAGCAAAGCAGGGGUGUCAAAUUAUUCUAAGAGACUUUGUUUUUCAUUGUUUCACUAUGCCUUGCAUUUAAAGAUGGGUUUUUUUUUAAUGUAUAUCACUUUAUUGUCUGGUAUGCUGCUGUUGACCUUGGAAGCAUCAGUGGGAAACAUCUAUUUUGUUUUAUCCAUGCUAUUCUACGUUUUAAGUAAUUACUUAGUUUGCUAAGCGUUAAUCCAAGCGGCAAAUGGAUUGUGUGGUGAUUACAAUAGAUUUUUCUAGUUGGCAUUUGGCCAGAUGCUACAGCUUGCAAAUAAACUUUGUAAUAUAAAGCUAAAAUAUGAAGCAGUUGUAUUAGUUACAGUGCAUUUAUUCUCAAAUUUGCUUUUUAUGUAUAGUGCUGCAAUUAUUUUCUAUUUAAAAUGGGUUCUUAUUACUGAAGUGAAGUAUGUUCGUUUCUUCAUAAUGCACUUUAUAUAUUCUGAAAAAUAUGGCAUCGAAGGAUGUUACUGGGGGGAAAAUGGAUUGGUCUGUUGGUCAGUCAAUAAUAAAGCAUUUAUGUUUGAA